Messenger RNA from Seriola dumerili (greater amberjack), 3220 nucleotides. It is a transcript of the gene anos1b, whose product is annotated as anosmin-1-like. The coding region runs from base 1 to 2163 and encodes 720 amino acids. The transcript is spliced from 15 exons. Gene Ontology annotation, molecular function: protein binding; peptidase inhibitor activity. The record is from RefSeq and is a predicted model, not a curated record. Gene Ontology annotation, cellular component: cell surface; extracellular region. Lineage: Eukaryota; Metazoa; Chordata; Actinopteri; Carangiformes; Carangidae. Gene Ontology annotation, biological process: neuron differentiation.
AUGUCAGUUCCUCGGGUCGGUUUGGUGCUCCUUUGCGCGGUGCUGGCGGUGACUCGUGCCCGCAGGAGUUCACCGGAGCAGGAGGAUGUUCAGGAGAAAAUCAACAGCGCCAGAUGCACGUCCAGGUGCCUCACCCUGCACAUGACUCAGCUAACCGCCGCCUUCAGACACCUCCAGAGUGACCAAGUUCUGGUUUGGUGUGAAAACCACAGACGCUGUGCUCAGUGUCUUCAGCCAUGCAGAGAACUGUGGGAAACCAGGAAGGUGCUGUCUCCAAAGUCCUGUGAGAAGCAGACGGAGUGUGUGACAAGCAGGGAGUUUCUGGCCUCUCUGAGGUUGUCUCGUCAGGGUGACUGUCCUCCGCCUCAGCGAGCCACCGGAUUUGCUGCAGCCUGCGUGGAGAGCUGCUCGUCAGACCAUCAUUGUCCCUCCCCCAGAAAGUGCUGCUCCAAUGGCUGCGGACACACUUGUCAAGCGCCAGCAAAUCUAUACAAAGGUGUGCCUCUGAAGCCUCGCAGAGAGAUGAGCUUUGUCGAGGACUCAGAGGGUCAUGUGAAGGUGCUGUGGGUGUCUAAGUUCAAUGUCAGCGUGGAGCCGGUCAUUUACAUGCUUCAGUCCCGCUGGAACGUAGGCAUCCACCCCAGUGAAGACCAUGCCACGCCAUGGACUACUGUUGCCAUGACCCUGUCUGAGGAUGUGGUUCUGUCCGAUCUGAGACCUCAGCGCUGGUACCAGUUCAGAGUAGCAGCCAUCAACAGCCACGGCAGCAGAGGCUUUACAACACCAAGCAAACACUACAUCUCCAGUAAAGAUCCCGCACCUCCAGAACCUCCAAUGAACAUCAGAGUGAGCAACCAGACUUUAGAGUGGAUGAGUCCACAACCAGGGUCCCAGUUCACAGAAAGGAAAGGAGGAACUGGGGUCACAGUAGCGGUCUUAUUACGCUGGGAGCCCCCCAGAGAGGGAGACCUGCCAGUCCACAGCUACAGAGUCACAUGGAUGUCUCGACAUAUACACACAACGCACAAACACACAAGCACACUACAUGGACGCACACAUACAGCUCACCACAACAUGCACACACGGCCUACACACCCACGCACACCAGAUCAGGGCAAAAAGGAGAGCAACAGCAGAGUGACUCAGGGGGCGCAGUGUGAGUUGUGGUUGCAGGGUCUGCUGCCUGCCACCUCCUACCUCUUGUCUGUACAGACAGUGGCCUUCUGGGGUCAGAAGAGGCUGAAGAGUCCCAGGGUUCAAACUGUUUUCACUACAAUAACUCAUACAGGCGAGGACUUCUCCAAUGAGCUCCCAUCUUCCUCCUCCUCAUCUUCCUCUUCCCUUCCCUCAUCUCCUUCCCUCUCAUCCUCCUCCCCUUCUUCCUCUGAACUCCCCCUCGCCUCCUCUCAUCCGAAUCCCGAAUCCCCCCCAAACCCUGUCACCCUUGACAACCUGCGCCUGGAGGUUGCUGCCCCUCAUUACCAUGACAACCAGCUGCAGGUCAAAGUGUUCUGGAAGUGGCCUCACCACGGCAGACAGAGACACCCUGGUCCGUACAUUUUGCAGUGGCAUCCACAUACCUGCAGUACUAAUGUUACAAGCACGGAGAGAACAACAACUGUGCAGGGCACCCAUCACACCAUCACAGGUCUGUUGUUUGGCUGUAAGUACCGGGUCGCCGUGGCAAUGAAGGCUGACCCGGGGUCAGAGGCUGUUGCCUGGGUUACAACCCCGGCUUGCUCCUCCAUCAGGGUCAGAGGAGGCAAAGCUUUGCCCUGCAACACUGAGGAGCGCCUCCUGGCAGGCAGAAAGGUGGUACUGCGUCCAGAACGGCUGACAGCAGAUUUUCAACAAGUCAAUGGCACAUUACUCACUACGUUUCGCUGGAGGAUGUCCCAGCAUGCACUGGACCCAGCAGCCGUUGAGGGGUUCCAGUUCACCUGGACGCUGCAAUCAGGGGUUACCACGGCAACAGAGGGACAGGAAGACACACUUAUCUCCCAGACACAGACAAUUGCACCGUCUCAGCGGUCAGUGACAGUUCAUGGUCUUCAAGCUGACAGUGACUAUCAGCUGCAGCUCCAAGUGCUAACAGCAGGGGGCAGCAACGGCGCUGCAGUCUCCAAGACCAUACAUACUCCAGCCGUCAAUGCCACACGUUGAUAGGCCCCGAACCCAACAGCUGCCACUGACUGCUGCACCACGAUCAUCUUUACCAACAUCCACUUCUCUACUGCUUUCCACUGUUUAAAAUGGUGUCACUGCGGAUUGAGUGCAGGCAAUUUGAACCAAAGCUGUAAAAUAAAAGUUCCCCUGCGUAAAGUAGAUUCUCAUAUCAAAGGUAUUUCCUACUCUGGUAGUUCCUCUUUCACUUUAAUCAUUUCAUCAAACAUCAGGAAGACUGUAAUCUUGCUCUUAUGGAAAAAAAUAUUUGCCUUUCAGUCAUUAAUCUGUCAUCUGAUCCAAAGGUUGCAGCCUUACUGAUUUGUAGAAUUUACAAAAUGAACUGUUCCUGUACAUGGUGCCAGUUUAAAAAGCACUAAGUAUUUACAGUUUGUCUUGGCAGUGAAAUGCGUAUCCUAAACCAUAUUUCCUCAUUUUUUUUAAUAAAACUGCAGCAUUUUACCAAUGAUUCCUCUUGGCAUUAGUACCACAGUGCCACAGGAUCGCGAGACAUAUAUGUGAAAAGUGAGGCUCCUCGCACAGCGGCAUCUGUACAUGUUCGGUGGGACUAAUGAAGUCCGAUCACCUGACAUCACUGGAGCCAAUAGACACUUGUAAAGAGACGUAUUAUGCCUAUUGUUUUUGAUCAUGCUAGUAGAGAAUAAUGUAGCACUGAUCUUAUGUACAAAUAGUAAUGUAUAGCAACAGACUGUGCUUAUUGCAGUGCAUAAUCUGCUGCAUUAUCUUUAAAGCGAGUGGGUCUGUGCAGAUGUCUUGAAGUAAGCUCAAAUAUUUUCAUAUUUUGUUCAUAUGUUUAAAGAACUGUAGAAUUUGCUUGUUUGAUAUAUUUUGGGCCUUGUGCAGCGUUAGUUUACAUUAUGUUACACCCAUUUCACUACACAAUGAUAUGUGACAUUUUAGCACAGUUAAUAUUGUUAAUAUUGCUAUACCUGUGGUAGGUUUCUUUGUUUUACAAAAGUCAUGUCAUUGCUUUGAAAGGGUUGGGAACUACUGGUGUUAAGCAACCAGUAAUUAUGUUAAUAUUCUCUUUAUGUAA